AUGCGACCAGAAGAGUGUUAUCUUUUUUUUUUGGUGUGUGUGUGUGUGUUUAUAACGCGUAUUGUGAUCCAUUCGGCUUACUUAUGUUGUGGAAUUGACCGCAGGAAGAAAGAAAGUUAUUCAGUUGAACCAAGUUUACUGUCGAGAACAGUGAGAGAACCGAAAGUAGUCCUCCAGGUGGAGAGUGAGACCGAUAUUCUUGAAGAUGGCUAUCGCUGGAGAAAAUAUGGCCAGAAAGUUGUCAAAGGAAACCCUAAUCCCAGGAGCUACUACAAAUGUACGAGCGCUGGAUGCUUAGUGAGGAAACAUGUCGAAAGGGCAUCAGAUGACUUAAAAUCAGUAAUCACAACGUAUGAGGGGAAACACAACCAUGAAGUGCCAUCGGCAAACAAGACGAAUGGUGUUGCAGGACAUUUUCGAUCAGCAUCUAUGUUGAACAACGGGCAGCAGCAGCCGGCUUGCACAGCAUCUCGUAAGAGUCUUAAAGAUUCAAAUAUCAGAGUGCAAUUUCAAGAUCUACCUAUUCCGUUCGAAAGAAAGUUUUUCAUGGGAAGUGAAUAUUUAAGGCCAAAUUUUGGUGCAAGUUACCUCAGUGACUUGAGUUUCGGAGGUGGUUCUUUGCAGCUCCCGGACUUUGCAAUACCAUUACCAUUGCCAUCGCGAAUGAGUUUUCCUGCAAGACAGAACGAGCCUCGUCUUGGUGACUUUCAGAUGAAUAAUCAUCUCUUGCUGCCAAAUGGUGCAUCGACAUUUUUAGCAGCUGGGAAUACACGACAUAUUAACGAUGACAACAAUAACUCGAGACUACUUAAAGCCAAAGACGAGGUCCAGUACUGGACCUAGCUCUCCCGGUAGCUGUCUUCUGAUACAUCAUUCAGUAUAGAUUCUUUCAUCUAGUGGAUGCAGGUGAACUCACUGCGUUCGACUUAAAUAAUACACAUACACAGUUCAACGUUUAGAAAUAUAUGUACUUAUCCCUAGUCAAGGUGGCGCCAACAGAUGCUACGACACAUUGGAACCAACAUGUUCGUGAGAAAACAAGAUACAUGAAGCAUAACUUCAAUGAAAGGCGAUAACUGUGCAUUUCAAGAACUUGCGACUUGCAUAACAGGCCGAGUAAUUGGCCUAAUUGUUGACAUUUUUACUAACAUGAACACCUAUAUGUUGCUCUCACUGUAUAGCGUUAAGCAAGCAGAUGUAUACGGUUCAUUAGUCAACAAUGAAUACGAGUGGAAUUACCCGAUUUACCUUUCA
Capsicum annuum is the source of this 1254-nucleotide messenger RNA. Its product is annotated as probable WRKY transcription factor 34. The transcript is spliced from 3 exons. The coding region runs from base 1 to 843 and encodes 280 amino acids. Lineage: Eukaryota; Viridiplantae; Streptophyta; Magnoliopsida; Solanales; Solanaceae. Gene Ontology annotation, biological process: regulation of DNA-templated transcription. The record is from RefSeq and is a predicted model, not a curated record. Gene Ontology annotation, molecular function: DNA-binding transcription factor activity; sequence-specific DNA binding.